AGAGGCAGGUGUCCUAGUACCAACCCAAAUCUGGACCAGAUGUUUUUAAUCCUCUCUCUAGAACUACAGAGUAAUUCAUAACUGUCAUAGCGCGUAAGGCGAGUUUUGUGGUUAGGAGAAUAGCCUUUGUUGCUCAAGAAGUCAAAACUAUUAAAUAGUAUAAAUACAGAGAUCUAAACUCACUUUUCACUCACAGUAUUCUGAAACACUGGGAGAAUUUUUUUUUUAAAUUAUUAUUCUUGUCUCCUGCUGCUUGGAAGCUCGAGGCGCUCAAUUCUGGCUCAGCUGUUUCAAUAAAAUUAGGUUAGUUACUCCUCAAAAUAAGUCCUCAUUUCUGCCCUCCAACAUGUGGUGGAUGCUGUUUCCUCGCUGGAUCUGGUUCGUCUCGGGACAGAUUUUGCUGCUAUUUGUGGACAGGCAAUGCGCGAAAGGCAUGACUUUGCAAAGAGUUGCGUAUUCCCACGCAGGGAUCUGUCCAAACGACAUGAACCCAAACUUGUGGGUUGAUGCAAUGAGCACCUGCACGAGAGAAUGUGAAUCUGAUCAGGAAUGUGAAACGUUCGAAAAGUGCUGUGCCAAUGUUUGCGGCAAUCGCAGCUGUGUGGCGGCUCGCUACAUCGACGCUACAGGCAAGAAAGGGCCCAUGGGCAUGCCAAAGGAGGCGUCCUGUGACAAGUUCAUGUGCACUCAGCAGGGCUCCGAGUGUGAAAUCUGGGACGGCCAGCCUAUGUGCAAGUGCCGCGACCGCUGCGAGAGAGAGCCCCACUUCACCUGUGCCUCAGAUGGGAUGACCUACUACAACAAGUGCUACAUGGACGCGGAAGCGUGCUCCAAAGGCAUCUCCUUAUCAGUGGUGACGUGCCGCUUCCAUCUCACCUGGCCCAACACUAGUCCUCUCCCGGCAGGCACCACCGCAUUGCCCACCACCACGCUGCAGCGCACCACUCCUGUAGAUGUGCACGCUCCCGUCCUGGCGAACAGCCCAUCGCAGCAGUCUGUGUUCGUCGGCGACACGGCCAGCUUUCUUUGUGAAGUCGCUGGCCGGCCCAAGCCAGAGAUCACCUGGGAGAAGCAGAUGGACGGCCAAGGAAAAGUAGUCUUGAAACCCAAUCACGUGCAUGGGAACGUUGUGGUCACCAACAUCGGCCAACUGGUGGUCUACAACGCUCAACUGCAAGAUGCAGGCAUCUAUACAUGCAUAGCCACGAAUGCGGGCGGAUCCCUCCAAGCGCAUUUCCCACUAUCCGUAGUUGAGCGAGAGCCAGUCACGAAGUCGAACUCCACUCGUUUCCCGGCAGAGGAAUGCUUUAAGGUGCCUGAUGGCGAAGACUGUGGGGAGGAAAAGCUGAGUUGGUUUUACGACCCCCAGAGGAACAACUGCUUCACCUUCACCUACAGCAACUGCAGCAAAAACCGCAACCACUUCGACGCUUACGACACCUGCAUGUCGUCCUGUAGGGACGAACUCGCCGCUCCUUGUAACCUCCCCAUCUACCAGGGACCAUGCAAGGCAUACGAACCUCGCUGGGCUUACAGCGGAUCCCAGCGCCAAUGCCAACCAUUUGUAUACGGCGGCUGCAAAGGCAACGAGAACAACUUCAAAACCAAAGACGCGUGUUUGGAUGCCUGCCCGUUCCCAAGGAACCAUCACUGCAAGCCGUGCAAGCCGCGGCACAAGAUGGUGACCAGCUUCUGCAAAAGCGAUUUCGUGAUUCUGGGACGUAUGACGGAGCUGACCGAGGACCAGGACUCGGGCCACGCUCUGAUCACCGUGGAGGAGAUUCUGAAGGAUGAGAAAAUGGGGCUGAAGUUCUUUGGAAACGAGCCCUUGGAGGUGACGCUGCAGAACAUGGACUGGGCCUGUCCGUGUCCAAACGUCACCGCCUCCGACGGUCAGAUCAUCAUCAUGGGGGACGUCGACAACGGCAUGGCCGUCCUGCAGCCAGACAGCUUCAUCGUCCUUUCCAGCGUCCGUCGCGUCCGUAAGCUCCGUGAGGUCAUCAAUAAAAACACCUGUGACAUUUUGAAAGAGUUCAUCCAAUAGGACUUUUUCCAGAUGUCUGACGUCACAUAAAGUAACGAUUAAAUCGUUGUUCUGGGGUUCUGAGAAUCUGUCUUUUAUGUACAGCUUUUGUACCCAGACUGUUUGCUUUGACAAGGUUAGAUAUGUUUCUACAACUUGAAUAGAAAUGCUCACAUCAACUUGGAAGGUUUUUAUAAGAGUUGCCCUUACAAACCCAUCUGCCCACCCAAAAAUCCCACAAAUGCUGUGUCAUCUGAUGAUUUUGAUAAAUUAAAGUUUUUGUUUUUUUCUCUCUGUGCCUGGUUGACAGAGGAUUUGUUGUUGUUCCUAGUAAUUAAUUGACUGUUGUAUUAUAGAAUUAGAUUUGCUUAAUGUGCUUAGAUAAGUUGUAUAUUAUUGAAUAUAAGAUCAAUUUCAGCAGGAGAAAUAAUCCGUCUUUAAGGCUCACUUGUGUAUAGAACUGAGUGUAUAUGAUUUAGCACAGACUGCAUUUAUUUGAAGCUAUUUAUUUUAAUUUUUUUUAACCAAAAAGCUGACUGUCAUUUCUUACAAGCACUUAUGUAUUUCUACAAUUGUCUUUUUAUUAUCUUUCUAGUCGUCUGUCAUGAUUUGCAUUGUGAAGUGACACCAAAAUAAACCUUUGGAACUC
This is a messenger RNA of Carassius gibelio (silver crucian carp), 2672 nucleotides long. It is a transcript of the gene wfikkn2b, whose product is annotated as WAP, follistatin/kazal, immunoglobulin, kunitz and netrin domain containing 2b. The transcript is spliced from 2 exons. Gene Ontology annotation, molecular function: serine-type endopeptidase inhibitor activity; protein binding. Gene Ontology annotation, cellular component: extracellular region. Lineage: Eukaryota; Metazoa; Chordata; Actinopteri; Cypriniformes; Cyprinidae. The record is from RefSeq and is a predicted model, not a curated record. The coding region runs from base 347 to 2044 and encodes 565 amino acids.